This is a messenger RNA of Fomitopsis serialis, 2634 nucleotides long. RefSeq lists its product as uncharacterized. Gene Ontology annotation, molecular function: DNA binding; zinc ion binding; DNA-binding transcription factor activity, RNA polymerase II-specific. Lineage: Eukaryota; Fungi; Basidiomycota; Agaricomycetes; Polyporales; Fomitopsidaceae. The transcript is spliced from 22 exons. Bases 24 to 2441 code for a protein of 805 amino acids. The record is from RefSeq and is a predicted model, not a curated record. Gene Ontology annotation, biological process: regulation of DNA-templated transcription; DNA-templated transcription.
UUCAGUAAUCCACUUGCUUUCAGAUGUCUGGCAGGCAUGACUAUGGAGACGAGGAUGAGCGAUCUGAAGACGAGGUACAUGGUGACGGAGAAGCGGGGAAUAAGAGCGGGGGCGCAGGUGGUAGUACCAGUACUGCGAAGCGGACGCCGCGAGCCUGCGACAGGUGUCGGAAAUCCAAGAGCAAAUGUGAGCCUGCAGCAGGCGGGGGAGACCGCUGCAAGGGAUGCGUGGCGGCGGGCGCAGGUCCCCUCCUUCCGCGAGGCCCGCCAAAGGGCUACAUCAAAGCGCUCGAGCGGCGGCUUCACCAGAUGGAGAGUGUGCUCGCCGCCAUCAUGUCCUCCAAGGACCCGCGCACGACCGGGCUCCAUUCCUCGAAGGGAGUUGACGCUGGUCCAUUCGUGCGGACCGAGCGGGCGAAAGCACGGUCCGUCGACCCUACGGAGGACAACUUCUUCGCGUCGAUCGUGAGCCCGACUUUGCGGCAGCAGAGCGAGCGCUCGCGCAGACAGUCGCGCUCCACGCGCGAAAGCGUCAUACAGGCGAGGGAAGAUCCUGUUGCGACUGAGCGACCGACGCUCGAAUGGCAGGACCGUCUGUCGGAGUCGCUCGUGCGGUGGGCUCAGUCACGACAGGCUGCAGACCCGGUACCCAGUGGAUCCUCGCGCGUUCUUCCCGUUCGCCAUGUUGCUCGUGCCCGGGACGAUGGCGCGGAGCCCGCACGGCAGAGACGAAGAACGGUGGCCUCAGCGCCAGGGCACGACCUGUCUUGGGACGAUGUACAUGGCACUGCAGGUGAGGGAUGCACUGUUUUACACCGAUUUAGACGAGCUGGACGACACUGCGGACGCCUUCGGCCAUCUCACCAGCGUGAAGAUAAGCGCAACUUCGGCGCUCUGGCCCCAGCACCGUCCGGCGAGACGGAAUUCAGCAUGCGCGAGAAAGCGAGGCUGAGGGUGGAAGAGAGCAUCCCCGUGCCACCGGUGGAUGUGCAGCUGCACCUCAUACGAUUGUUCUUCACUUAUGUGAACACGUCAUUGCCUGUGUUGGACGAGGAAACAUUCAUGGAGCAAUACAAUGCAGAUAUUAGCUUGUCGGAGAGCGCUAUUCCCCGCCCCAGUGGCACUGAUCCAGGGCCCGCCGUGGAGCCAGAGCGAAUGCAGAAGAUGUCGAAGUUAUUGUUAUUUUCCGUGUUUGCGUUUGCGGCACAGUACUGGGACACUAUCCAAGCGGAACAGUAUGCGGCGAGUGCCAGGAGAUUGCUCGACAUCGCCUUUGAUCUGGGCCUGAAUCGUGAUUCUGAGAAGUGGCUCAACCACGGGCACGCAAUGUUCUCUCGCACGGAGCAAAACAUCCGGAAGAAGAUUUGGUGGGCAUGUUGCUUCGCAGACAAAUAUGCAUCACAUUUUCUAGGGAGACCGGUGAUUGUGCACGAGGCCGAUUUCUCAACUAUGCUUCCUCAGGUUACAGAAGUGGAAGACGAAGUCGCAUGGGCACCGAUGCACGCGGGUUCGCAAGGCCAGCGCAUCACAGCUACCCCUGGGUUCGGCAAAGCUACCAUCGGCAGCGCAGCAUUGACUCUCAUGGAACGGAUACAUUCGCGGCUGCUCCAGUGGUCUAUCGAUUUACCAGAGGUCUUGCGUUAUUCGUCACAGAGCAGACAACCAUGUCCUCCGCCGCAUGUCCUGGUCCUCCACAUUCAACCAUUCAUCCCGAAGGGCAUGCUGCCCUGGAAGUCCUACGAUUUCUGUCAGGGCGCUGCUUCCCACAUCAGCGCCUUCGUACAGAACUACAAUGAUUGUGGCGAGCAUGAUAUGAAAAUUAUGCUACCCAUCAUGCAUGUCGUUGCACUGAGUUCAGUCCUUGGUACCUUUCUUCAGCUUUUCCCUAGACUUGUUGAUGUAUGGCCUACUGCCGCUCGGGUGGCGGAUCUCCUCCGAGGCGCCGGAGUGCAGAUAGCAGUGGCAUUGACCGAACCCGCCGGUCCAUCGCGGAAACGACCUGUUGAGAUUGUACUCGAGGAGUACACUGAUGAAGCUGCAGACGCCGCUGAAGCGUCGCAGAUGGUCGCCUCCGAUGUGCCCUCCGAUAGGUAUGCCGAGGGUUCUCACUUACGUCCUAUGCCAGCUGCUGUGCCGCUCCCUCAGCCGCAGCCGCAUCAAGACCCUCAGUACGGCCCCAACUUCAUGGCGGCCCUUCUCGGUCCGGACUACACUCCGGCAGCGUCUGUCGCUCCCGGAUACGACUGGUGGCCACUGGUCUCUACAGCCGAAUCCGCACCUAUGACCCAACCGCAACAACAUUUCGCUCCUACCACUGAGCCGCUCAUGAUGCCGUCACAAUCGUUCACUUUUACUCAGGAGCAGUUCUCGCAAGACUUCUUACAAGGAAUCCGCGAUCCCGUCUUGCACUUCCCUGGCCCUCCAACAUAUCCCCUCCGUUGAUUCUUAUCAGUUUUCGGUAUUGACUCCUUACACUGCUGUUACAGGUUCAAGCACACCCAUGUGGAUCAGGAUUUAAUGUAGCUAUAGUUUUCAGGUCGUUGCGCUGUCGAGAUAGAACGCCAAUCUCUGUCCGGUGACGUUCAAGCGAUCUGAUCGUCUGCUUUACAUGGACGUUUAUGCCCAACUAAAGGAG